Messenger RNA from Saprolegnia diclina VS20, 1800 nucleotides. RefSeq lists its product as hypothetical. The transcript has 7 exons. Gene Ontology annotation, molecular function: dipeptidyl-peptidase activity; serine-type exopeptidase activity. NCBI's taxonomy places the organism in Eukaryota, Oomycota, Saprolegniomycetes, Saprolegniales, Saprolegniaceae. The coding region runs from base 42 to 1613 and encodes 523 amino acids. The record is from RefSeq and is a predicted model, not a curated record. Gene Ontology annotation, biological process: proteolysis.
GCGUGGGAUCUUUUCUGAGUCGAAGUCAUUCGGCAAAAAGGAUGGUGACGACCAAGAUUGCCCUGGCGUUGCUGAGCGGCGUCGCGAUGGCCUCGGCGCUGCACCUGCCGCCGACGCAUGCGCGCGGAGGCAACCUCUUCAAGGACCUCGUGGCGGGCGCCGUCGUGUCGCUGGCGCCGGCGCCGGAGGCGCAGUGGUUCCAGCAAACGCUCGACCACUUUUCGCCCAAGCCGCCACUCCACUUUCUCCAGCGCUACUACGUGGACGAUACGUACUGGGGCGGGCUCGACAAGAGCCCGAUCAUCAUGUACAUUGGUGGCGAAGGCGCAAUGGACAAGAUGCCCACGGGCUACAUUGACGUGAUUGCCAAGGAGCACAGUGCCAAGGUCGUCGCCCUCGAACACCGUUUCUACGGGAAGAGCUUGCCCAAGGACGACCUCUCGACCGAGAACCUCAAGUUCUUGACCGUCGAGCAAGCGCUCGCCGACUUGAAGGCGUUCAUCGAGGCGUACCAAGCGACGCUUUCCACCACGUCCAACCCGUGGAUCGCGGUCGGUGGGUCCUAUCCCGGUGCGCUCUCGGCGUGGUUUCGCAUUGCGUAUCCGAACACGACGGUGGCGGCUUUGUCCUCGUCCGGUGUCGUCAACCCCGUCUACAACUUUCACGCUUUCGACCAACAGGUCGCGCUCUCUGCAGGCAAAGAGUGUGCUGACGCCCUUCGCCAAAUCACAAAAGCGUACGAGUCCGAGAUCCACGCCGGCCGCAGCGACGAGGUCAAGGGCCUUCUUGGCGCUCAAGCGCUCGCGGACCCGGAUUUCUUCUACAUGCUCGCUGACUCGGCUGCCAUGGCCGUGCAGUACGGCAAGAAGGACCAGCUCUGCGCGCCCAUGGUCGCGGCCGUCCAAGCCAACGUGUCGCUCCCCGAGGCGUUCGCCAACUUUACCAUUGGCAUGUACGGCGCUGCUUUUGGCGCGGGCUGCUUCUACGACACGACCUGCCUCAAGAACGACCCGUCGCGCUGGGCCGACGUGCGCUCGUGGCGCUGGCAAAAGUGCUACCAGCUCGCCUACUUCCAGGUGGCGCCGCACCACGACAGCCUCCGGUCGUCAAUCGUGGACCUCGACUACCACGAGAAGCAGUGCUACGAGAUCUUUGGCGACGUGGUCGACCCGUCCGCUGGCGUCGCCGCUACGAUCCAGCGCUACGGCGGCGACAAGCCCCACGGUCACAACAUCUUUUAUGCCAACGGCGGCGACGAUCCGUGGCAGCGUGCGUCAGUGCUCGCGUCGCUGAGUGAAGACCAACCGGCCUUCUUGGCAGUCUGCGACCUCUGCGGCCACUGCGGCGACCUCGGCAACUCGGCGCUCGACCCUGCGCCGCGUCGUCAGCAAAAGGCCAACAUUCUGUACUUUCUCAACAAGUGGCUGCAAGAGGCGACGGGCAGUGCGGUGACGACGACAAAUGCAUCGACGCUCUCGGCCGACGGUGCGCGUGUCGCGCGCGUCUCGUUUCUGGUGCUCUUGCCCAUCGGGUGCCUCUUCCUGGCGUUCAAGGCGCUCUUGCACGUCGACAUCGUUCGCGAGGCGUCGUCCGUGCGCACGAGCUUGCUUUAAGUUUCAAGAUCGUAGUCGCAUGUUGAUGCAAGCGUUCGGUAUCGCCAGAAAGAGCCUGCUUGGGCGACGAGGGCGGGCGGCUCGGAGCAUGAUCGACCGCCGGUAGCCACGGCGCCGACCACAUGGAGGCAGUCAAGCAUGGCGCCAUUGCGCGCAGCUGCAGGCCAAGAUGCAUCGCCAUCGCCCU